AUGAGUUUCCAAAAGUCCCAGGGCGCCGUGAGCGCGGCGCCUGCUGCUGCGCUGGAGCAGGGCUACGUGCAGUGCGCGCCGCACGCGCCUUACCAGAAGCUGCAGCAGCAGCAGCACCAGUACGCGCGCUACCCCCACCCGCAGCAGCAGCAGCAGCAGCAGCAGCAGCGCUUCGAGCCCCACCCGCAGCACGUCUACUACCAGCAGCAGUGCCACGCCGGAGCCCCCAACGCCGCAGCGGCCAAGCAGCCCCAGGCUGCUGCCAACGCCGCCUCCUGCGGCUCCGUCCAGCAGCCGCAGCGCUGCGUGCAGCAGCAGCAGCAGCAGCAGCAGCAGCACAGACACCCCGAACAAGACCACCAGCGCAAAAACCAGCAGCACGCAGUCAAACCCACCCGCAUGCCCCACCCCUUGGCUGACUGGCAGCUGCCAGAGCGCUACGAAGUCCACCACUUAAUUGGCACUGGUUCUUACGGCCACGUGUGCGAGGUGUACGACAACCAGGAGCAGCGGAUUGUCGCGAUUAAGAAGAUCCACCGCGUCUUCGAAGACUUAAUUGACUGCAAAAGGAUUUUGAGGGAAAUUGCCAUUUUAAAUCGACUCAACCACGACCACAUCGUGAAGAUCCUCGACAUCCUCGUGCCCAGCGAUCUUGAAAAAUUUGAUGAAAUGUAUGUCGUGCUGGAGAUCGCAGACUCGGACUUCAAGAAACUGUUUCGGGCGCCGGUGUAUCUGACGGAGCUGCACAUCAAAACCCUUUUGUACAAUUUGCUCGUUGGCGUUAAAUAUGUACACUCCGCUGGAAUCUUGCACCGCGAUCUCAAGCCUGCGAACUGCUUGGUGAACCAGGACUGCAGCGUGAAGGUCUGCGACUUCGGCUUGGCGCGGACUAUGGACUUCCCCGAGGGCCACAACAGCCACUGCCCAGUUGCGCAGCAAGACGACGACAUUGUGAAUGUUACUCACACCAAAAACCUCAAGCGCCAGCUCACUGGCCACGUCGUCACCAGGUGGUAUAGGGCUCCGGAGUUGAUUCUGUUGGCCGAGAACUACACAGAGGCAAUCGACGUCUGGUCUAUUGGCUGCAUUUUCUCGGAGCUGUUGUCAAUGAUUGUCACGGCCACCGAGAAAGUGCGGCUGCCGUUCAACGACUGGGCAAAUAUGGACGAGCCGCAGCUGCGCUUGGGGUUCUUGAGGGAAAUGCAAAGAUUCCACCCGGAGCUGCAGCUGCCGAAAAGCCUUUUAGAAAGAGCCAAGAUGUGCUCCUGA
Molecule: messenger RNA, 1269 nt
Organism: Eimeria necatrix
Lineage: Eukaryota; Apicomplexa; Conoidasida; Eucoccidiorida; Eimeriidae
Product: CMGC kinase, MAPK family, putative
Exons: 7
Coding region: 1-1269 (422 amino acids)
Biological process (GO): protein phosphorylation; intracellular signal transduction
Cellular component (GO): cytoplasm; nucleus
Molecular function (GO): ATP binding; MAP kinase activity
Source: RefSeq, a predicted model, not a curated record